This is a messenger RNA of Cladophialophora yegresii CBS 114405, 1515 nucleotides long. RefSeq lists its product as uncharacterized. NCBI's taxonomy places the organism in Eukaryota, Fungi, Ascomycota, Eurotiomycetes, Chaetothyriales, Herpotrichiellaceae. The transcript has a single exon. Bases 1 to 1515 code for a protein of 504 amino acids. Gene Ontology annotation, molecular function: protein binding. The record is from RefSeq and is a predicted model, not a curated record.
AUGACCGACGUCUCAAGGAAGGGCUCAUUGAGCUUCCUCAACCCCUUUAAAACGAGAUCCGGAAGCCGUUCAAGCUCGAGAGCGUCGUCCGUAGUUGACUUCAAGAUUGGUGAUGACGCAAGGAAAUCCUCAAUCUCAACCGCCACUAUCAAAGAAACAAACUCCUCUGGUCGUACCUCUAGAGCAGGUUCUGCCAAGAACAGCCUCGAGUACACUCGGUCGUCUCGUCAGGGUUCCACCCUAGCCACCACAGGAGAAGAUGGAUGGGACAGAGAUGCCCAGACCGGCGAGCGAAAAGAUCAUACUGAUCUGUUACACAGUCUUGUCGAUGAGAGUACAGCAGAAUCUCUAGCUGACAAGGCUCAAGCCAUGUUCAUCGGGAUUCCGGCUAAGCCCGCUGCGGAUCUGUUCUCCAGGUUUCCCGAAGGUGUCUGGAGGCGGAUUGUGGAAUUCUUGGGUCCAGCAGAUAAAGCCAGUCUCGCGUUCUCCUGCAAACCAUUUCGGACUCUGCUAGGCACUAGGUCUUGGACCGACUUGAAUAGCCCACAAAACCGAGACGCCAAAUUCGAUUUUCUUGGCCGGUUAGAUGAACAGCUUCCUAACCAUCUGCUUUGUUUUCAAUGCGGAAUAUACCACGUCAGGACACAGAAGGGCCAGGAAGUCCUGCGUCCCACCAAUGUCUCGAACCCCAUCUUCAACUGCCCUAAUGUCUUCAACCUCGAGAACAAAGUGGCACGACACCGAAUCACUGUCGGACGCGCUCUCCCAUUCCCAUUUGUCCAACUCAUUCUGCGAGGUCAGAAGUACUCGCCGGAGCACGGGAUCCCCAUCGACUCAAUGUCACGACGGUACAAGGAUCGAGAUGGAGAGUGGACUCACCAAACACGCUACGUGGUCGUCAAUGGCCAUCUGCUGAUGCGGGUCAUCAGCUCGGCGUUCGCAACCCCGGCGCUACCUCCAGCAGGGCUACGCAGAUUACUCUACUCACCCAGCGACAAUUUCAAUCCAUACUUUUCUGUCUGCGCGCAUUGGAGGGACGGCAAUCUCAUGCCUGCUGUCAAAUGCGCUCUAAGUCACAUUCCGAAACCGCCAGAGGGUAGUGGCAUCGCAGGCACCAGUGCGAAGGUCCAGUAUCAUUUUCACAGACCUCAUCCCAUAAUUACCUUGUGCUCCGAAUGCAGACCCAUGCGACGGUGUCCGGAGUGCCCGACCGAGUAUCUCAUUGAGAUGAGAGUGCAAGAGGACCGAAGCGACCCCGACCCAAGGAAGUUGUUCAAGCACGCUGUCGUCGUCACACGAUGGAGCGACCUUGGCGACGGGUCCUCUCCUAAGAGCCUGGAAUGGGCUGCUUGCAAUGGAGAAGCAGAAUACGAUUCCUUCACGGCUCUCGGAAAGCGUGCGAUCUCUGGGACAUUCGAGUCGCAGUUCACGGUCGACCAGAUCCCGGGACAAAAGAUGGUCUCGAUGAAUCCGAAUAAGAUCAAGCUUGGGGAAAAGGGGCACGAUUGGUAUUGA